Pocillopora meandrina is the source of this 9980-nucleotide messenger RNA. NCBI's taxonomy places the organism in Eukaryota, Metazoa, Cnidaria, Anthozoa, Scleractinia, Pocilloporidae. The record is from the annotation of a GenBank genome assembly.
CGUGUAUGUAGUUUGUGAUAUCAAAUACAAGUCUUCGUGAUGAUGUGUAGUUCAUAUUUGUGAUCGAUCGUGUAGUUUAGAUUGCGUUAAACCCACAAAUGGAAGAGAUGGGAGCGAAGUUUUCUUUGGAACAACAGUGGACAUGUAAGCAGUGCACCUUGAUAAACCCAGGCAGAAAUUCCACCUGCUCCGCUUGUGGCCAUCGUAAACAAUCCACCGCGACAUGGACUUGUCGAGUUUGUGGCUCUCGUAAUCCACAAACUUUAGUUCUUUGUAAUAGCUGUGGAUCGGAUAAGGGGGUUGCUCGAAAUGCUGAUAGCAAUGGUAAACAAUGGACAUGCCCUCAAUGCACUUUAACGAAUCCGUGGAAUAGAUCUGUCUGUUCUGCUUGCCAGUUCGAACCUUCUAUCGUUGUUUCCAAUUCUGUGAAAGCUUCAGAAAGUGAAGGGACCUCUUCAAGUCAAAGAAUUUAUCCCAAUCUGUCGCUUGAAUUACAUCCAGCUAUUGCUCAGCAAAGUUCAGAAGGUUUGAAAUGUCCUAAUUGCCAAAGUUUGUUAUAUGACAAUGUCGGAGUUCACUGUACAGUUUGCCAUUCACCUUGCCCGGAAGAGGGUUUUAAACCACGACCAUUCCCUAAAUCUUCCAUUCCUUCAGUUUCUAAAGGCCCUCUUACAGACAACUGGGGUUGUUCCCAGUGUACGUUUGUCAACGAAGGUUCUAAUUCAGUUUGUGCAGUUUGCGGAAGUGAUCGUAGAGUUGAGGCUAAACCCAGCACUUUGAGAGGAGAUACUGAUUCAACAGGUACUAAGGGCGAAAUGACUAUUUUGUUCCCAUAGCUUCUUGAAAGGAAGAUUUAAUACCAUUCUAUUAAUGUACUCAGACCCUUGCCUGGAAGGAAUGAAAUAUGCCUGUCAAUCAAUCCAUCAAUCAAUCAAUCAAAUACUCACCUAGGACUUUUCAGCACUAGCAAAAAAGGUUGUUUAUUAAAGCAAAUUUUUCUGUCAUUACCAACAUUUUACUAGUGAAAAUGGUUUGUUGUGGCUUGACAAAUUUUGGCCGAAGUGGACAAAUCUUCAGUGUCCAAAAGCCUUCAAUUUUGAAUCUUACAUAUAAAUUUUGAAACUUUUCAGGAAAACAGUUUCAAUGCCAGUAAGGAGAACAAAACCACAUGUUUAACUAACAAUGGGAUCUUUUAACUUGCUAUCUGACAGAGACAUCAAUUCUUAUUUUAAAAAAAUGUUUACUAUCAAUGUUGAUCUAGUAUCAGCACACCCUGAAUUUACAACAGAAAUAAGGUAUAAAAAAAAUUUAAGCAGGAUCAGAAAGGGAGAACCCACAAACCAAGAAUAUGCUAUUGGUGUUACCAGUCACUUUAAAGAAUGAACUGAAAGUCACGCAUGGUGUCCCUGUGGGGAUAAGCUCCAGAAGUAACUGGCAUACAGACUCAAAGGAAUUAGAUUCAAUCAUUAAACCUUAACAACAGUUACAUGUAACUUUCCCUGUUUGAUGUAGUCAGCUAAGUAACUUUUUGGGGUUGUUGUUAUCACAACAACUCUUAAUCAGUUAUUGUUUUGUUCCAAAACAUUGACUUUGAUUUAUUUGAUAAAUUUUUUUUUCAUUUUUGUAAGUGAUGGUAACAAAUGUUAAAUUCAUGUGUAUAAAUUCCCUUUGAAGGUCCUGGUGUGAUAGAUUCUGGUUGGUCAUGCACAGCAUGCACUCUGGUUAACCCAAUUAACACUGCGGUGUGCAGUGCUUGUGGUGCCAAAAAUGAUCUUGCUGUAGAUGAUGGAGAGAUCCAACAGGCAUCACCCACGGCUAGUCCAAGGAAAGCAAUGCAGCGUCAACAGAGUAUUAAUUCUGAGUCCAGGAGAAUUCGGGAUGAGAAACAAGCUAAAGAACAAUGGAUCAAUAUUGUGCAGUAUUGUAAACGUGUAUGUGUAACUGUAAUUGACAAUAGGGGUGUCUACAUAGGAAGGGGGUCUCAAAGAACGCAUAUGAACCACUCUUUACCAAAAACUUAACAGAUAAACAUAUGAAAGUCACAAUACAACAAACUAGCUUGCCUUCAAAUAUUGGUAGGACUCUGGUGCAGAAUCUUCUUACUUUUAACCUCUGCCUUGCUUUAGCUAAUGAGCACAUUAAAGUGUGUAAAGCUUACUAGUAUUAAUGACAUAUAGCACUAGGGAAAGUUAGAUCUCUUAGUCUCAAUAACAGUAUUGCUUGGAUGCAGGUGGAUGCUGCACAUUCGAACAGAAACAGUUUUCUCUUUCUCUCCUAUUUAACUAAGAAGUUACUGUGUGUCCAAAAUUUAAUUGUUAUUAUUAUUUGUUCAUAUUAACUUUUCAGACCAAAAUUGAAUUUGUUGAUGACUCCUUCCCACCCACUGAUAAGUCUCUAUACUUUGAGCCACGCCAUUCUGAACACCCUCGUGUGACAGAUUGGCGACGACCUGAAAACAUCAAUGCAUUUAGAGGAGGGCAUGGUACAACAUCAAUUCCUUUGGCUGUAUUCCGUAAUCCUAGGCCUGAUGACAUCAUGCAAGGAGUUCUGGGUGACUGCUGGUAAGUUUAAUAUUUGCAUGUAACCCUUUCAUCCAAUAAAAGAUAACUUUAUGAGUUCCCCUACCUAAUUGGUAAAUAGAGAAUACAGAGUUAAAACACAUAAAAAGUGGGAGUUUUUCUUAAGAUUUUUGCUCUAUAUUUUGGCUGAUCAUGACCAAACUACAGUUACAUACAUUCAAUUUGAGAAUUUUUUGGUAUUUUUUUUCUGGGGGGGGGAAGGGUACGGGUACUUUUUGGAAUUGAUUGAAAAUACAUAGAAGCUUAUUUGUUUUGUAAGGUGAAAUUAAAAGGAAAAGAAAUAGUAGCAACCAAUUAAAAACAUCAUGAACUUUUGAAAUUGAUAAUAAAUAUAAUCUCGGAGUAGUUCUCCAGGCUUCUGAUUAAAAUUUGAUAACAAAGCUGAUUACAAUAAUUUUUAAAAAACUUCCCUACCCUCUAGGAUUUAGACCAUUAGAAAUAAUUGUUUCAAUGGGAAUUAAUUGUAGAGAAGUUUAAGCAAGAAAGGAAGAUUUCUGGGGUUGUCGUAAGCUUAGAAUUGGUGUGAGGAUUAUAUUUGUGGUUCAUUAUGUGGGAUGCUUGUGGCAGACCACAUUAAAAAUUUGCUUAAAUGUCAUUAUAUUGAUUCAUAUGGAAAUUGGUUACAUACUUGUUAGGCCUUGUGGAUGGGUGACUGCACUUAAUGUAUUGUGUUGUUGACCCUUUUUUAAUGUCUUUAUUUAUCAAUUUCUCAUUCCUCUCUAAUAAUUUGAUAUGUGACAUUUAUCAUAUGGCUUGUAUCACUUGUGGGCAAGAUGAAUUGCAUCAUGUGUUCUAGUUGGCAACUCAACUGGGCAAGUUUUUUUCAGCUAUCCUGACCUCACGCUUGGUUAAUAGCGCAUAUGUAUUUAUUAUGCCACAUUGUUUGAAAUAAUUUUAUCACUAUUCCAUAGAAGCUUUUUUGACAAUUUUAUCAUUUGCCAUUGUUUGCAGGUUUUUAAGUGCAAUGGCUGUUUUAGGUGAAAGACCAGAACUUUUGGAAAAGAUUUUGAUAACAAGAGAGGUACACAGACAAAACAGUUUUACACAAGUAGAAUUUUUGCUUCCAUUACCAGCAUGCCAUUACCAGCACGCCAUGACACAAUCUACAUGCUAUACAACCAAAUUCCUCAUUUAGACCUUGUUUAUUGAUGAUAGCUGUAUUUACAAUUUUCCAUCAUUGGCAAGAGGAAAAACUUUGGAACAGAUUUAGAAGCAGCCUGGAAAGAAUGAAAGCAACAAUCUAACUGGGUAAACUUUUAAACCCACGUGAACUGAAAAACAAAUGCAGCUAGAUUUUACAUUUUACUUACUUCCCUCUGUUAAGCACAACCUUGUUCAUGUGUCAUAUCAUUUUUGUCUAGAUCAAUAAAGAGGGAGCUUACCAAGUUCGGCUUUGCAAAGAUGGAAAAUGGACAAUAAUCUUGGUUGAUGACUUACUACCUUGUGAUCACCAUGGACAACCAGUUUAUUCACAGGUAUAAUCCAAAGUAAGCAGUGCAAAGUCCUUACUGACUUGUAUUGUUUGUACUGUGGAGUUCAGCUCAAGAAGUCUGGGUUGUAGCCUUACUCAGGGUUGUGUUAUAUUGUUAGGCAAGGUACUUUGCCCUGCAGCACCUGCUUGGGCACCAGUGAUUUGCAUACGGGCUAUAGAUAAAUUGCAUGGUGGUAACCUGUGAUGAACAUACUCCUACACUUCACCUUCUACUUAUGGCCCAGUAAAUGUAGAUCUGCCAGUUUCAUUUGAAGAGUUACAAACCUGUAUUAGAUUUGGAUCAGGGAAGAUAUCUAAAAAGCAUUUAAGACGUUGUUUAUGUGGGAAUUUCAGUGAAGUGUAAAUAAAAAAUUCCAAAAAAUGUUUAAAAACUGUUUUUCUAUUGUAGGCCCGCCGACAGCAAUUAUGGGUACCAUUGAUUGAGAAGGCCAUGGCCAAACUGCAUGGUUGUUAUCAGGCUCUCACUGCUGGACGCUGCAUUGAAGGCCUGCAAACUUUGACAGGUGCACCUUGUGAGAGUUUUGUGCUGCAUGGUAAGACUCAUUCAGUUGUGACUAAUAAGAUACCUUUCUCGCAUUAUCAGUGCAUUUUCAAGAGGGCAAGCAAUGGGAGUAAAGAAAAUAUUCAGUUUCAGCAAUAUUUCUUUCUUUUCAAUGGCUAUCAGCUCACUACAUAACUUGCAAAAAAUCACCCCCACUGAGUUCAAGCUUUUGGGCCAAUUAGAUUAAAAAUUGCAUAGUUGUUGGAAAGUUUGCAAGUAGGUGGCUGUACACGUUUUGUACGUCUUUCAAUUUGUGCUCAUGGUGACUGAAUGUAGUAUUAUUACAGUGGUUACUAAGUGCAGUCAAUGUGGAGAAUUUCAGGUUUUUUAAAGAAAUUUAGAAGUGAGUGUCGUAGGUAAUUCUUGAUUGCAUUGGUUUUGCUUUACCUCGCUCUGUGAUUGGUCCAGAAAACUCGCGCCAUUCUCUCAGCUAAUAAGAUGCGAAGCUAAAACCAAUCACGACUUAGUUGCCCGCGUUUAUCCACGCUUUGGGCAGUUUUCUUGUUUUUUACUCGGGUUUUCAUUGGCUCCAAAGGGUACUUUCCCUUAUUCUGAUCGGCCAUUAGGAUUACUUUGGUUUUGGUUUUGGUUUUACGCUACUCAAUCGAAAAGCGCUCUAAUGUGUUACUGGUCAUGGUUGUUUUUAACACAGAGCCUCAAAACCCUACAAGUGAUGCAGAGGCUAUUGAUAAAGACAUGAUUUGGGCACAGCUUCUGAGCUGCAGGAGUGCAGGGUAUGUGUGCAAAGGUUUCGUACUUUUUUCAUGACACAGGCUACCACAUAUUCACCCAUCCACCUUCGUUUUCAAACUUAUGUUCAUUUUGUAUAUCUACCAAAAUGUAGUAAGAUCAGCCCAAAUGCUCUUGCAGCGUUGCAUUUCAACUUACAGGUUUCUAAUGGGUGCCUCUUGUGGUGGAGACACAAAGCCAGAAGAAGAAGAUCUUUUUGCAGCGGUUGGCUUGCAAACUCACCAUGCUUACUCAGUGCUUGAUGUUAAGGAUGUUCAUGGCGUAAGGUAAGCUUUUUUUUAAUGCAAACGACGUUGGUGAUGUCUUGUUUUUUUUUUUGCGUCCUUCAUACUUCUGUACCAGGAUCUGCAAAGAUCCGUGUGUGUCAAUAAAUUAGGGAAUAAAGGGGGUAAGUUUCUAAAGAAACUGUGGUGCUGCGCGGUGGGAGAGUAUAGCAGGUAAUUUAGUGUUAACAACUGAGUUGAAAAAGUAAAUUAGCCACCGUAGAGAGUUAAAAGGCUGACGUUUCGAGACGAAGGGCUAAGGAGCGAAACGUUAACCUUUAAACUCUUUACGGUAGCUAAUUAACGUUUCCAACUCUGUUGUUAACACUAAAUUACCAAUAAAUUAGGAAGAUUGCGAGUUUUUUUUUACGAGACAAGAAUCUCUCAGGGUCGAAUCUUCGCUUUGAAAUAAGCGGGUUUUUUCCACGCUCGCGACAAAUAACUAAACAGAUUUCAGUUGUUUAAGGACUUACUUCAAACUACUGACAAUUACAUUAUAACAUAUCUGUUAACUUGAUUGUUUUGAGACAAUUAUGGGAGGCCAGUUCACAUACAAGCUUUCCACGGUUUAUUUUCGCUUUCUUUGGUAUUUUCCGGCCCUGUAAUUUAAUAUGAAUUAGUUCAUUGAAACUGUUUAGUAAUAUUCUUUUGCAGCUAAAUGAUAUAUACGAUAUUUGUUAGAAAUAAAAGAAAAUUAUCUCAACGGCACACAAGCGUGUUAUUCCAGGGAAAACUAUAUAUAAUCGAAACAAUACAAUUAAGCAAAAAGAUUAGAUAAGAACAUCCUGUCGCGCCUAAAUCUCCGCUCCAACAAAUAUUUUUACCUCUUACCAAUCAACUCUUCGCCUCAGUGAAAACAAAUCCCAUUGACAUCGUAUUCUUUGUAUUGACUAGUACGUAAGGCUGAAAUUAUGACCAAUGCUGUAAUUGCAGACUCGUUCGUCUUCGAAACCCCUGGGGUCGCUUCUCGUGGACUGGUGACUGGUCUGAUGGGUCCUCUUUGUGGAACCCUGAGUUAAGAUAUGAUCUGAUGGCCCUUGGGUCUGAGGAAGGAGUCUUUUGGAUGUCCCUCGAAGACUUCAUGAAGUGAGUGACUUUUUAAAUUUGUUGGGCAUGGAAUGUUUACCAGGCUAGAUGAGAAGAUACAUUGGUUUUUGUGGAAGUCUCCGUGCAGAAAAAGUUUAAAUUGCGUAACUUCCACAGUUACAUUUCCAAACGAUUAAAACUUUUACAAGGGCGUUAGUGUUAGUAUAAUUAGCAAAAAAAAAGUUAAGAAAUUAAAUAAUCCAACUGUAACAUUGUAUAACUAAAUUGACCUUUUAUAAAUCUAUGGACUAUGUAAGUGUAAAGUGCGAACUGCUGGGGGUUACAGACUGACGUCUCAUAUUGACAUUAAGGAGUAGCCAUACUCUAAGUCAUCUCGUGUCGCCGAUAACGGAAGCAAGCUGUGGCAGUUUUUUGUCACUUUGCUAAACGUUCAUUGUUUUAUGAUUAAACUAGAAGGCAGAUAGUGAAGCAUACUGCCAGGACUGAUGGCAGUAUGGCUUUUAGGUCUACGACGGCGUCAUGCGUUAUACCCAUAUACAAGUUUAAACAUCACUUGAAAACCAGGAAUGUCCAUCUAGCGACAAGAAUUGUUAGCAUUUGAAAACUGUUCUAGGGUCAUUUAUAACCGUAAUUUUGUUUUUUUUUAUAUCCAGGUACUUUGAUAGUGUAGACGUCUGUAAGAUCAGAAAGGGCUGGGCAGAGGCUCGUGUCAAUGGAUGUUUCCCUACAUUUGCUGGUCCUCCAGCCAAGAUUGCCCUGGUGAAUGUGUUUAACACAACUGAAGUCGACUUUUGCUUGUUUCAAGAAGGAGUGAGGUGCAUAAGAACGUUUUGAUGUGUUGUCAUCUUUUUCCCAUUUGGUUUACCGUCUCUCCUUUGAUUUUCGUUUAUCUUUCGAUACUAGUAUUCAGAAUUUUUGUUCAAGUCGGAGAUAAUUUUGUAGGUCCCAAAAAUGUCCCAGAAUAGUGCGACGUUGGUCUUUUAAGUGUUUAUAUGCUAGUAUGUUUGUGCAUAGGCCUCUUUGCUCCCCUUUAUACAUGUGUGCUAAUGUGAGGGGGGAAAGGAAGUCUUUUUCAUCCCGCCCUUUUUUUUUUCAGCUUUUGCGCUCCCCACCAUUUCCUUCCCUUUUUCUAAAUUAAAGCCAUGUCUUGUUGGAUCACUUUCAGGGGGAAGUCGGAGGGUAAUAAAGCUCUCCUUGAUCUGUCAAUCAUUGUGUGUCGCACAUCCUCCGAUACAACAAAUCCCAAGCCUCUUUCACUCGUUUGCCACAGUAAGAGGCAAGUGAAGUCCAAUGUAUCGUGUAGCGGUAUUCUGGAAGAAGGAACCUAUAUGAUUGGUAUGUAUAUGCAUGCGUGGUAAAUGUGUAAAAUGAAUAAAGCUAAGUGCCGCUUUUGCAAAUAUUUUAUAUUUGCCAUAGUAUCCUACUUUUCAUUUAUUAGGUGUCCGAGGUUACUUUUGAAAAAAAACAACAAAGAGUAUUUUUUGUUUGUUUGUUUGUUUGUUUGGUUGGUUGGUUGGUUGGUAGGUUUCUCCGUGUAUCUGCUCUACGCGAUAGACUUACUUAUAACUGAUAAAGUUAAAAAGGAAAUAAAUGACAAAUACGACAAGUGACAAAUUGUUGUUAAAAAAUAAAUGCAACAUUUUCGUUGCGAAAAAGUCUCAGAAAACUCAAGCUUCGACGGGAUUUGAUUUGUAGUUAAUUUACUUUGUGGAUUUUCUCUUUUAGUUUGUUCAGCCUUUAACCAUUGGCAGUUAUUAGAAGCAAGUGGUAAUGAAGCAAUGGGAGCAUCAUUCGUGAAAGGACUAGUGGGUGAAGAACUUUUUCCAAGUUAUGUACUCACUAUUCACAGCUCCCGCGCUAUCAUGGUAGACCAGGUUCCAAUGACAGAUUACUCUUUGGCUGAUUCGCUGUUGCAUUUGGCUACGACAAAAGGCAAACGGCACGAGGUAGGGGCUGGUUUCAUAGCACGCCUGUAAAAAACCCUUUCAAAGAAGAUUCUAACCUCAAAUGAUAAAUAUCUGUACGUGGGUUUUUUCGAACCUCUAGUAGAAGCUGUUGGAAAGAAGUUAUGUUGACGAAUUGAUUCUACAAGUGGAGCAUAAUGAUAAAAACAAUUGAUGAGAAACAAAGCCAGAAAAAAGGAGUACCACAACAUGUGAUUAAAUGAGAUUUACGGACCCAUGUCACGUAAAUUAAACUCGCUCCUAACAUGAGGUUCGUAUCUCAGUCGAUAUUAGCCGCGCUCAACCAGAUUUUACAUGAACGGCGUCACGUUAUCGUUUUCAAUCAAUUCACCCUCGCACACUGUUGAAAUUUAAAAGCAAAACUCUGCCUCGACCCGUGAUGAAUUUCAGUUUAUGCAACUGAUCGUUUCUAUGUUUUCGAUCGCGCAGUUCACCCUGACGUAGCCGGUAUUUUCCAUUUUAAUCACGCUAAAGAUCUUUUUUUUCGAAAAACUCUCCCUCUGGUGGACUGAACUUUCGGUAACGUGUGGAGAGUGAGCCAAACUGAGAAGAAGGAUGAUUGUAAAAAACAAUGACAGCUAGGAAUGAAUGAUAUUCUAAGGUGCAGUUACAUAAUUUUUUUUUCUUGUAGGGAAUUGAAGGAGUCACAUGUUACUACAUGGCACAAGGGAUUGCGGGAUUAAUUGUUGUAGCGGAAAACCGCCGACCAGAUCACCACUUGCUAGUAGAGUGUAACUGCUCAGAGAGCUUCAAUGUGGUUUCAUCAAGAGGAGUGCUAAUGACCACCGACUGUGUCCCACCCCUUCACAAGUAAGAUAUAUAUUGUUCCAUCGCCUUAUUCCUCUUGGAGGGGCCGCAAUAUGUGAUUAAUGCGCAAGACUCUGAAUUGAGAGGCCUGGUUUCGAAUCCUGUUUGGAGUCUCUGUGUUUCGUACUUGGGGCAGACAUUUUACUCUUACAGUGCCCCUCUAUGCCUUGGAGUAUCAAAGGCUAUCAGCGGAAUACCAGGGAGACUGCAGCUUGGGUAUCAGAGGUGGAAUAGCAUUCUGUCCAGUGGUAAUAGCUAUGCUCCUGAUGGGCCGUUAGACUCGUUUGACCUUACAGCCAUUUAAGUCAUAUUGUGUCGUCAAAAUCAAAAACGAAAUGUGACACUUUUCUUCCUUGUUUAUUUUGCAGGCAAAUUCUGAUUCUUUUGACCCAAUUGGAAGGAACAGACGGUUUUGCUGUGUCCCAUAAACUCAGCUUUCGCGUCAUUACUGGUAAUGGUUAUGGAGCAUAUGGUGCUCAUCACAAUCCACAACUGACACCUGAACUAUAUGGACUGCAUAGCGCGCGACCCUUAUGA